Messenger RNA from Manihot esculenta (cassava), 2615 nucleotides. RefSeq names its product serine/threonine protein phosphatase 2A 59 kDa regulatory subunit B' gamma isoform. Gene Ontology annotation, biological process: signal transduction. The record is from RefSeq and is a predicted model, not a curated record. Gene Ontology annotation, cellular component: protein phosphatase type 2A complex. Gene Ontology annotation, molecular function: protein phosphatase regulator activity. Bases 670 to 2295 code for a protein of 541 amino acids. The transcript is spliced from 2 exons. NCBI's taxonomy places the organism in Eukaryota, Viridiplantae, Streptophyta, Magnoliopsida, Malpighiales, Euphorbiaceae.
AAACAAACAUGACACAGCGUAUAUCGCCAGGCAGAGGGCAGGAGGGAGAUUUUGUUUUACGCAGAGAGAGAGAGAGGGCUCUGCUAUAUGUGAAGUUAAUGUUUCAGGAUUUUCUUUUGUUUCUGUGUUUUCAAUCCUUAACCUAUUAGAUUCUCUUUUGUUUUCUGGGCCUUGUACCUGUUGGUUUCUUCCUCUUCUUCUUUUUCGGGUCCCCUCUCUCUCCCUCUCUCAUUAUCAAAAUCAUUUGGGGGCAGCCGCAGAAGAGCAUACUAGGGUUUAUCAAUUGCAGAUCAAAGCCCAAGAAGCUCAGAUUUUCUAGGGGUUUCUUUUACAUUUUUUAGAUCUCUCCAUUCAUCAUCUUGUUAAUGUAAGUUUGUUUUCUCUUCUGUUUCUGUUGCCCUUCAAUUCAAAAUCUGAAAGUGUGAAAUUUCCUGUUUCCGAAUUUCGACUUCGAGAUAUGGGGUGGACAUGAAUAGACUCGUCUAUGAUUCUUCUCUCUAGUUAUUUUCCAUUACGCUGUUUCCUUUUUAAAUGUGCAAGGAUUGGGGUUCUGUCGAUCAGCUCUGAAAAUGCCUUCUUCUUGAGGUGUUUUAAGGUGGGAGCUUUCAUUUAUUGUUGAGAUAAAUUAGAAUUAGGGCUUGGUUUAGGGUUGGAGCUUUCUUAGUAGAUAUGAUCAAACAGAUAUUGGGCAAGCUACCUCGAAAACCCUCAAAAUCCUCGAAUACUGACUCAAACAAUGACGGUGGGGUCAAUGCCUUUUCGUCUCUAAAUUCUUCCCAUGGACCCAAUAGCACCUCAAAGUCUUCAUCCAUUUCCUCAAAGUCUACCAACUCGGGUUUGGGUGCUUCACGCAUGAACAAUGGGACCAUUGCCCCACAGAACAAAUCGAAUCAAGGGAAAAAAUCCGCCUCUGUUGCAGGUCAAGUGGAUCCCGUGUUGGCUUCUGGGGUUUACGAGCCAUUGCCUAACUUCAGGGAUGUUCCCAGUUCAGAGAAGCAGAAUCUCUUUGUUAGAAAGUUGAACAUGUGCUGUGUUGUGUUUGAUUUUAGUGAUCCCUCUAAAAAUGUUAAGGAGAAGGACAUUAAAAGGCAGACUUUGCAUGAGCUUGUUGAUUAUAUUUCUUCUGCGACAUCAAAGUUUAACGAGGUGACAAUGCAAGAGAUUACAAAGAUGGUUGCAGCUAAUUUGUUUAGAACACUUCCAUCUGUGAAUCAUGAUAACAAGAUUCUAGAAAUGUUUGACCCAGAGGAGGAUGAACCCACCAUGGAGCCGGCAUGGCCUCAUCUUCAAAUGGUGUAUGAGUUCCUUCUUAGAUUUGUGGCUUCAACAGAGACUGAUGCCAAGCUUGCCAAGAGAUACAUUGAUCAUUCGUUUGUGUUGAAAUUGCUAGAUUUGUUUGAUUCUGAGGACCAAAGGGAGAGGGAGUAUUUGAAGACGAUACUGCAUCGCAUUUAUGGGAAAUUUAUGGUACAUCGACCAUUUAUUAGGAAAUCCAUUAACAAUAUCUUUUACCGUUUCAUAUUUGAAACGGAGAGGCAUAAUGGAGUUGCGGAAUUGCUUGAGAUAUUGGGCAGCAUAAUUAACGGGUUUGCUUUGCCCUUGAAGGAAGAGCACAAGCUCUUUCUAGUCCGUGCUUUGAUUCCUCUUCACAAGCCCAAGUGUGUAGCUAUGUACCAUCAACAACUUUCGUACUGUAUCACUCAAUUUGUGGAAAAAGAUGUCAAGCUUGCUGAUACUGUAAUUCGAGGUCUUCUAAAAUAUUGGCCCAUAACUAAUAGUUCCAAGGAGGUUAUGUUCCUUGGUGAGUUGGAGGAAGUUUUAGAAGCCACUCAGGCAGCAGAAUUUCAGCGUUGCAUGAUCCCCUUAUUCCGUCAAAUUGGUCACUGUCUCAACAGCUCACAUUUUCAGGUGGCUGAACGUGCAUUGUUUUUGUGGAACAAUGAUCACAUAAGGAAUUUGAUCACACAAAACAGUAAAGUGAUAUUGCCUAUAAUCUUCCCUGCUUUGGAGAGAAACACAAGAGGUCACUGGAACCAAGCUGUUCAGAGUCUGACACUGAAUGUGAGGAAGAUAUUCUCAGAUGCUGAUCAAGAACUUUUUGAUGAGUGCUUGGUUAAAUUCCAAGAAGAUGAAGUGAAGGAGAGAGAAAUACAGGAGAAGAGAGAAUCAAUAUGGAAAAGACUGGAGGAUGUAGCGGCCUCUAAGGCCAUAAGCAAUGAGGCUGUGCUUGUCUCAAGGUUUGCCUCUGUAGCAAUUACAACUGGGACAAGUCCACGGGCUACUGCUGGUAGUUGAGAGGCUGGGUUGUGAGUCUACCCUUGUUUGUAGUUGAAUGGUAUAGGAGGGGACUUCAUUGGCAUGAUUAUGGAAAUUGAUGUUUGGCCUCUUUUCCACUGUUUCUCAUAUUAUCUCAUGGAUUUUAUGCAGGCAGGGCUCCUAGGGAAAAGGGUAAUCCUAUUUUUUGGGUUCUGGGUUCAUUCUGUUUUAUUUUUCUCUUCAGCCAUUAAAGUGUAAGUGUUUGUAUUAUAAGGGAUUUGAUUUAUAGAGGCAGUGCUUCAGAUUUCCUGCCUGAUAAUAUUUAUUUCCUGUAAUGAUGCAAAGAAGAUUUUUCCUUA